GAAGGAAGGGGCAGAAAGAGGUGAUGAUCUCAGCUCUGUAUCCAACGCCCUAACAUGAUGCCCGGCAGAAAGCAAGCUCUCAAGAGUGGCUGGAUGAAUGGCCAAGUUUAGUGACAUGGUCUCAGAGGAUACUCCCAUAAGGGAAGCCGGGGAUGUAUCUACACCGUGUGAAGGAUAAGAAUCCAAGGAAAGGAGCAUUCAUAUUCAAGAAGCAUCAGGAGAUUUUCAUCAGGUGCAUACAAGUCCAUGGAAAUGUGCAACCUGACAAGACUUCCUGAGUUCAUCCUCUUGGGACUCUCCCCUCGUCCUGAGGACCAGAAGCCACUCUUUGUCCUCUUUCUUAUCAUGUACCUGGUCACCUUGACAGGAAAUCUUCUCAUCAUCUUGGCUAUCCGCUCUGAUUCUCAACUCCAAAACCCUAUGUAUUUCUUCCUGAGCAUCUUGUCUUUUGCUGAUAUUUGCUAUACAACAGUCAUAGUCCCCAAGAUGUUAGUGAACUUCUUAUCAGAGACAAAGACCAUCUCCUAUGGUGAAUGUCUAGCACAGAUGUAUUUCUUCCUGGUCUUUGGAAACAUAGACAGUUAUCUCCUGGCAGCUAUGGCCAUUGACCGCUAUGUAGCCAUUUGUAACCCUUUCCAUUAUGUCACUGUUAUGGACCACAGGCGCUGUAUGUUGCUACUGGCCUUCUCUACAGCUUUCCCUUGUCUCCACUCCCUUCUAUAUGUCCUUCUGGUGAAUCGACUCACCUUUUGUGCAUCAAAUGUUAUCCAUCACUUUUUUUGUGAUGUCAACCCUGUCCUGAAAUUGGCCUGCUCUUCUACCUUUGUCAAUGAAGUUGUGGCCAUGACAGAAGGGCUGGCCUCUGUGAUGGCCCCUUUUGCCUGCAUCAUCAUCUCGUACCUAAGGAUCCUCAUUGCCAUCCUCAACAUUCCCUCAGCUGCUGGAAAACGCAAAGCCUUCUCCACCUGCAGCUCCCAUCUCACUGUGGUGACUCUGUUUUAUGGGAGUAUUAGCUAUGUCUACUUCCAGCCGUUGUCCAGCUACACUGUCAAGGACCGAAUAGCAACAAUCAUCUACACCGUACUGACAUCAAUGUUGAACCCAGUGAUCUACAGUUUAAGAAACAAAGACAUGAAACGGGGCUUAGAGAAAUUGAUAAGCAGGAUUAAGUCUGAAAUGGAUAGGCUUUCUACUGCAAAAAACAACAAAAUCUGUGGCUCCUGAUUGCAAAGUAUGGGUGUGGGUGUGUUUGCAUGCAUGCACACUCGUGUAUGGACACACACAAACACACUCACCAGCACCUGAGGCAAGUCUUUGGUGGAGAAAUACUCUUUCAUCAUUGUAGCUACACCCUGUAGUUUUCCACUUGCGGUUUCUAUCAUGCUGUGGUUGGACCCAUGUCUUGGUACAUGUGCUAUCAUUGUAGACUCACCCCAGAAUCUCUCUCCAUUCCAGAAAAAUCAUAUUCCCUUUAUUUCUUCCACAUUUAUUUGGAACCUCCC
Rhinolophus ferrumequinum (greater horseshoe bat) is the source of this 1502-nucleotide messenger RNA. Its product is annotated as olfactory receptor 1L3. Gene Ontology annotation, cellular component: membrane. The record is from RefSeq and is a predicted model, not a curated record. Gene Ontology annotation, molecular function: olfactory receptor activity; G protein-coupled receptor activity. Gene Ontology annotation, biological process: G protein-coupled receptor signaling pathway. The transcript is spliced from 3 exons. Lineage: Eukaryota; Metazoa; Chordata; Mammalia; Chiroptera; Rhinolophidae. The coding region runs from base 247 to 1224 and encodes 325 amino acids.